Dacryopinax primogenitus is the source of this 448-nucleotide messenger RNA. RefSeq lists its product as uncharacterized. The record is from RefSeq and is a predicted model, not a curated record. Bases 58 to 345 code for a protein of 95 amino acids. NCBI's taxonomy places the organism in Eukaryota, Fungi, Basidiomycota, Dacrymycetes, Dacrymycetales, Dacrymycetaceae. The transcript has a single exon.
CGAGUACCUUCCCCAGCACAAGCCGGAUUGCCCAUGAGACCGAUAUCUCCGAUCGGAAUGCCCCUACCUGCACCCAAGUCUGCUGCUGUUCCUGAACCCGCGCCUGUGAUAUUGCAACCUGUCGAGCUUUCCCCACCCACACCAAGCAUUGUGUCACCAACACCACGCAGGGCUAACCCUUCCCCGGGGCCGCCGUCUGCGACAUCCGAUGGCGUGGAUACGACCUUCCAGGGCGUGAACAAGCUGGUGGCCCAGUGGCAAAAGAGGGCAGAAGAGGGCACGCAGCCCGCGAAGAACAACGUCAACGUCGACAAGAAAGUGCCGGCAUGGCAGAAGUUGCGUUAGGAGCGCCUUGCCUCGGAAGGCUCGCGUGGGUGACAUUUUGUAUGUACUAUUUUGAAGGAGGCGUCACCAGGUGUUGCUUCAUUGGAACGAUUUCUAGACUUAU